Messenger RNA from Bactrocera dorsalis (oriental fruit fly), 7800 nucleotides. RefSeq names its product protein phosphatase 1 regulatory subunit 16A (gene MYPT-75D). The transcript has 9 exons. The coding region runs from base 2798 to 5143 and encodes 781 amino acids. The record is from RefSeq and is a predicted model, not a curated record. Gene Ontology annotation, cellular component: cytoplasm. NCBI's taxonomy places the organism in Eukaryota, Metazoa, Arthropoda, Insecta, Diptera, Tephritidae. Gene Ontology annotation, molecular function: enzyme inhibitor activity; protein binding; phosphatase regulator activity.
GCAUGUCCAUAGUUACAUAUAUUACCCUUUAGGCACCGACCGUAUUUUGCAUAUUACAUUAUCGCUUUACAACUACAAAGUAAACAAUUGUUGUUGGGUAUUGGUAAUUUUUAUUGCCUUUAAAGUUUUUCUGCAUAUUGUAUGAUUUCCUUUCAGCUUGCUGUGACCCAACUACGUACUUACAUAUGUAUAUUACCUGGGUACAUUUGUAUGUAUUUAUAAAAUGUGCGCAAGCAAUAAAGCCGCAAAAGCCGGCAAUUCACGGUGCAAAAUGCACUUUAACUCAAAGUAAAAUAAAUAUGUACAAUGUGUAUGUAUGAGUGAGGUUUGUAUAUGCACUUUUGUUGAUGUAAAUAUAUGCACCUAUUUAUAUGUAUGUAUGCAUGACUUUAUUUGUGUUGGCCAUUCAUGUGAUCCAACUGCCUACCAACUAUUGUUCUACCACUGCCUACUCCACACUUAGCUUUGUACAUUUCCUAUUUGCAUGCACCUUCUUCACCAAAACUCCACAAUUCUCAAUUCCUACAACAAUAAAAGCAACAAUAACAUUUACCUGUACUUAUCCACUGACUUUGUUUUUGCCAGCUUCUGUUUUUGCUAUUCUUUUGUGUUUUCCCCCACACCAACGAGCUGUUGACGCUCUCUCUCGUGCUGUGCGCUCUCAGCACAACUGCCAUGGACUGCGCAGUCGACGUCAGCGCUUUAUUGGGGCUUAUAUUAGUGUGUUGCCGCUAUAGGCUCCCUUCCAUCGCGCACACAACAACUUUUUAUUGGCACUCGCUGUUUGUUGUUGGCGUACGCUUGUAGUAACAGUCGCGCUGCUUGCUGCUCUGCCGACUGCUGUCUACUGUCUGCUGCUUGGCCACUCAUAUCAUUUUCGUACAUAUUUUUGCUGUUUUUAGUCAUGUGAACGCAUUCAAAUCGCCGCAGUCGUGUGCGAGAGUAGCGUCUGAGCGUACGAAGACUUUAUUCGCCAAAAAUAUUUGCAAUUAUUUACCUAUAGAAGUGACAUAUUGUUGGCGGCGCGUAUUAUGACAGCGUGUGUGUAAAAAGUGCAGAAAAAACGCAACAGAAUACAAAAAUAUUAUUGGCAACAAGUAAGAAAUAUUUGCAAAUUCAGUUUGUUAAAAAAAAUAGAAUAAAAUAAAAUAAAAUGUGUGCGAAAAUAUUUUGAGCGUUUAACCAAGUGGCGUUGAGUGACCAAACGGAAUGUGUGCUGAUGAAAAAUAAUUCAUUAAUAAUAAAAGUGUGGCAAAAAGGUGCAAAAAAAUUAGAAAAAAACAACAAAAAUAUAGUUAAAAUGUUGAAACAAAAAAAUUUUGCAAAAAAAUAAAAAAAUCAAAAUAAAAUAGCAUUAUAAACAAUACAAAAGAUAUCAUUGUGACAGUUUCACGUGAUUGUCAUUAAAUCGCGCGCUCGUCUGCACUGCUCGCGCACCUUUGCGGCUUGCCUACACAUUUGACCGCAAGUAAUUUAUGGUAUUUUAUGGUGCGAAAGUGCAAAAAAUGUAAAAAAAGCAAAGCAUAAAAAAUAAGUAAAAAAAUUAUAAUAAUAAUUAAGAGAAAAAGUUGAAAAACAGCAAACUCAACAAUAAAGUGUGCGCAAUCGACGUUUGAUAAGAAAGGCAAUAAAUAAUGAAAAUACAAAAAAAUAAAUAAUAAACGGCAUUCAACUGCUAAAAACUCGCUUUUUACGCUUACGUGUAACGUAAAAGUAAUUAAAAACGGAAACGUAAAUUUUUCGUUGCUCGCGCUUGAAGUGCGGCGAGUGAGUAGUUCUAGUGCUUGUGAUUUUGUGGAAAUUUUUCUUCUUCUACUUUUAUUUUUUACCUUCGCUAUUUAACUAUCAAUUGACAGAUCUGCGCUCUGGCUGCCUGAUAGCGCUGUGUGCUUUACCAAAAAGUCAAUCGGCCAGUUAGUCAGUCAAUCACCUGCGUACGGCAAUCAAUUCUUUAGUCACCAGUUUGGUAUUUAUUUACUUAAUGCUGCUGUUGACCUGCGUUGACAAAGUGAAGCCAUUGAAGUUAUUGUGUAAUAGUAGAGUGUGUGCCCAAGUGUACUGGUAGCAGUGUAUUAAAUAACGUCAAAUACAAGAAGAAGUAAUAGCAGACGCAGCAAUAAAAGUCUUCAGUUGUCUACCGUUUGGACCCAACCCAAUCCUACUGCUGGCGCACAAAGCUCGAGACGAAAUGACUAAAUAAGACUGAAAAGCAAAUGAAUAAAACGACAACGCUGAAAAAGUAAGCGUGAAGAACCGUGUGACCAGGCGGAGUAAUCAAAUCACAGAGACGACGACAACGACGGCGAAUGGAUAAAUUCAACAAACGAUUAAACCGCGAGUAAAAAGUUAAUAGACGAGUUGGUAAUUACGCAUGCGCGCCGGUCUGUGGCGUGUGGGUAAGCUGUUGCGGCAAACGUGCGGUGAAAAAGUGGACAAACCAGCAAAACUUGCCAAUCACACAAAAAUAACAACAAAACAGCAACAAAAAAGCGCAGAAAAAAUUUAAUUAAAAGCAAAUUCUAUGCGCUGCAAGAGAUAGAUUAACAAAGCGUACAACAGCAAGAACAACAACACAAAAGCCAACUAUGCGCUGAACACAAAAAAAAAACAUGAAAAAGUUGAUCUUUCUUUUUUAACGCCACACACACGCGCAUGCAUACAUAUACACAUCCGCACUUACUAACUCAACACACAAGCAAGCAAAAAUUUACAUAUCAACGCCACAGCGCGCGCUUCCAAAGCGAACGUCAAACGUUAAAUAAGAUAACCAAUAAUAAAUAAAUACACCGCGACAAACAUGGUCAAGGGCAUUUUGGUGAACCGCAAAGCGGAUGACGCGCACAAGGCGCAGCUGAAAAUGGAGCACGCCGACCUCGUCGCCGAGAUGCAAACGGUGGAAAAUCUGCCGACGCACGAGCGCCUGCAGCUGGCGCGACUCCGCCGCACACAACAGCUUAAGGUCGCGCGUCAAAAGGAGAAGGAGUGGCUGAAAUUGCAACGCGCCAAAGGUAAUGCGACCUCAGCGCUCAGCGGCAGUCACACCACACAUCACUUUCGCUCGAACUCGGGCAGCGCCAGUCGCCACAUAUCCUUCGAGAGCAGCGUUGUGCUGCUGGAGGCUGCCAGCCGCAAUGAUAUGCACGAAGUGGCCGAGCUGCUGGAGCGUGGCAUUACGCCGGAUGCGGCGAAUGAGGACGGCCUGACGGCGCUACAUCAAUGUUGCAUCGAUAAUAAUGUUGAAAUGUUGCGCCUGCUGUUGGAGUAUGGCGCGAAUGUGGACGCGCAGGAUAGUGAUAAAUGGACGCCAUUGCAUGCGGCAGCCACAUGCGGACACUUGGAGCUGGUACGCAUACUUAUCGAUCAUGGUGCGAAUUUGUUGGCGGUGAAUACGGAUGGUAAUAUGCCGUACGAUCUGUGCGACGAUGAGAAUACCUUGGACUACAUAGAGGCUGAGAUGUCGAAGCGCGGCGUGACGCAGGAGCUGAUCGACGAAACGCGCUCAUCGACGGAGCGUCAAAUGCUGAAGGAUCUGAUGGAGGUGGCGCGCACGGGCGGCGAUCUUGAGGAGCCGGACUACCAGGGUGCUACGCCGUUACACAUAGCUGCGGCAAAUGGCUAUGUGCGCGUGGUGGAGUUCCUGCUGGAGAUGCAUGUCAAUGUGGACGCGGUGGAUAAAGAUAUGUGGUCGCCGGUGCAUGCGGCCGCAUGUUGGGGUCAUUUGGAGGUGCUAGAAAUGCUUGCGCAAUGUGGUGCCGAUCUGAAUGCCAAAAAUAAGGAUGACGAAACGCCUUCAGAUAUUUGCGAGGAUCCUGAGAUACGCGAACGCAUCGAACAGCUGAAAACCGAGCAAGAGAGUAAACGUCUGGCAGAGGCGCAACGGCGACGUGUACGACGCUCACAAAGCAAUAACACACGCGCCCAAUCUGUGCGCCGCACCUCCCUGCGCGACAAGACGCUAACAACCAAAAAGGACGCCGUCGAAGAGGCGCGUCUGCGUUUACAAGCACAAGAAGUCUUCAUUGCACCGGACGGCACAACGCACGCCGAUACAAAUGGUCUCAGCAGCAGCAGCAGCAACAACACUACCAAUAAUCAUCAUUCCACGUUGGCGCUAUUGGAUGGCGUCAAUGACACGACAGCCGCCACAACACUUGCCUCCACGCACGACUACAAUUGGCUCACGAAAGCGCCAACAAAUAACAAUAACAACGCCAACAACAAUAAUAAUAAUAACAAUACGAUUAGUAGUAAUAAUAACAACGAUAAGAAAGUGGCAGCAUAUACAGCUAGUCUGGCAACGGCGGCGUCGGCAACCACAACGACAACAACAAACGGUAGUGUUAACACGUAUUUGCCGCAUUCGCUGUCCGCCAUGGAUGUGAUGGAUGCCUCGUCGCAUGCAUUUAAUUCACGUCGACCGCCGGAGGGUCGUGAAAAUGACGAAUUACAGUUGAACGCCUACAAAGCCGGUGGCGGCGAACAUCAUCGUUCGACAUCGGCGUCAGCAAUGAUUGUUAGCGAUCGUAAUAACAUGGCAGCGGCGGCCGCAUCGACGGUCGGCCCGGAUGCGGUGCACAUACAGUCCAGCAAGGAGGCGGCGAAUGGCAAGAUAAAUGUGCAAGUGACAGUGCUCGUGGACACUACCAAUACGCAUCAUCAUCAACAGCAGCAACAACAACAGUUGCAGCAAAGCAUGCUUAUGCCAGCGCAUACACUCUCCAUGGAGAGUCUGAACUCUUCGGCAGCCACACUGGCCAAUUUGAAGAAGCAACGUUCGCUUUCGCGCACAAAUAACGGUAUAUUGAUAAGUGAAAAUGGUUCUGUUCUAGGAGCCGCCAACAACACCAGCAACACGAUCAACAAUCAUCUGCACACCGGCAGCGCCAACAACAACAAUUCAAUACUUGCGAAUGACACGAGCAGCGUUGCGGUGAAUCAGCAACCGCUGAGCGGCGGUCUACAUCCCAGUCACUUGGAGUUUAACAACGGUGCGGGCGGUGGUGGUGGUGGUGGUAGUAUAACGAGCGGUGGCGAGCAGUCGACCGGCUACUCGAACGCCUCGUCGAUGAACAAGUUUAGCGGCAUAACGGGUGAUGUAGUUAGUGAUAGCACGAGUUCCAAAAAAUGCUGUACGCUAAUGUGAACGCAAGUGUGCAACAAGUGGUCGGUUGGUGCGGCGGGGUUGAUGUAGCAGCGUUACAGUAUUCGCAGUUGGCAUUUUCAAUUUGAUGAAUGUUGCUAACCAGCGCAUAUUUAACAUGCGUAGAUGCUAUAUGUAUUAUUUAUAUAUACAUAUAUAUAGCAUAUAAAUAUGUAUGCAUUCGUGCAGCUGGUGCGGCAUUUGUUGCAAAAAUUUAACAGGGUAUCAAGUAUAUGUUUGUAUGUAGCGGGUAUGCCAGUGUAUUUUUUGACAAAUUGUUGCACUACAAACACACACACAUACUAUGUACAUCACAGAAUAUGCAGAAAGUACACUUUAUAUAUUUCGUUGUAAACUCUAUUCACCAAACACACCACUUAUGUUUUUUUUUUUGUUGAAAAGCUGUGUGCAUAACUUUGGUGCACUAAUACAAGGGUAGGCUACAGUCCGCAGUUGUGGGGUUGUUGGUGCGUGGAAAAACAAUUUUUUCUUGAUGAGAAUAUAAAAAAUAUAGUAAAAUAUUUUGUUAAGCUAAUUAUUGGGAGUGACGAACUUUUAAUUAUUUUUCAAAAUUAUUUAAUUUGAAAUUUUUUUCAAAAUUUUUUUCAAUUAAAAUUUUUUUCAAAAUUUUUUCAGUUGAAAUUUUUUCAAUUCAAUUUUUUUCAAUUCAAAUUUUUUUCGAAAUUUUUUCAAUUCAAAUUUUUUCUCGAUAAGAAUAUAAAAAAUGUUGUCAAAAUUAAUUAAUUAUUGGGAAUGGUGAACUUUUAAUUAAUUUGAAUUUUUCAAAAUGUUUUUAAUUUCAAAUUUUUUUCAAAAUUUUUUCAAUUCAAAUUUUUUUCGAAAUUUCUUCAACUACAAUUUUAAUUUUUCAAAAUUUUUUCAUUUCAAAAUUUUUUCGAAAUUUUUUCAAUUGAAAUUUUUUUCGAAAUUUCUUCAAUUGCAAUAUUGGCGCGCAAGAAAAUACUAACUCAAGAACUACUGAGUUAGUAUUUUUUAAGACUGCAUUCUUUGUUUUUGAAAUGAUUUAAAAAAUUAAAUAUUUGAAAACAUUUCGAACUUUUUAAAAAUAAAUGCGUAAAUGUUAUGAAUAUUUUUAUCAUUAUUGUAUAUUUUUCUUUAAAUUUUCAAAUUAAAAAUUUAGUAAUUUAGCGUUCCUGUGGCGACUUUUUAGUUGACUUAAAGCUAAAAAGACCACAUAAUAAUAAUAAGAAAUAAAUAAAAAUCGAGGUAACUACAAACUAAUUUUGAAAAAUAAAAUUUUCGAAUUCGAAUUUUCGGACUUUAUGUACAAGUGUUCCUUUAGCAGCUUCUUUGUAGACUUAAAAUUAAAAAGACCAGAUAAUAAUAAUAAAAAAAUAUUUUUUUCGAAUUCGAAUUUUCGAACUUUAUGAAAAUUAAUUUGUAUCUUAUUUUCUUUUUAUUAUACUGCAAAACGAUUUUAAUUUUGUAAUUAAAGAAAAUGCACAUAACUUUUGUAAUUUUUUUUAAGCCAAGCUAACUUUCGAACUUACUGAAAAUUAAUUUGUAUGUACAUAUACUUUUUUCUAUAAUCUUCGAAUUUUAUAAAAAGGUACAAAAUUUUGUAAUUUUUGUAAACUCAAGUUCAAAAAAAAUAAUUUUGAGAGCACAAAUUUUCGAACUUUAAGAAAAUGUAAAUGUAUUAUUUUCUUUUUCUUCUAUAAUUUUUGUAAUUAAUUUUGAAAACUUAAAUUUUCGAGUAAAAAUGUUUACAUAAUGUUUGUAUUUUUUUCCAACUCCAACUAAUUACAAAUUACUGCAGGCUAGUUUAAAAUUUAAAUUUAACCACAAAUUGAUUUCGAAAAUGAAUUUUAAAACUUAAAAAAAAUUCGCUUUCUUCAGGAAACUGUAGAAAAAGCCUAUGUGACAGGUUGCAAUUCGCCUAAGAAGUUAGAAAAUGGUUUGUUAUCUCAAAUUAAUUUGAAAAAUUUAAGUUAUAAAAAAAAUAUAAAAUUAAUUUUUCAAACCAUUUCUUCAAAAAAACAUUUUACAAAAAUUUCUGAUACAACUCUAAAACAUUAAAAACAAAAUUAUUUUCUUAAAUAAAUUUUAUUAAAUUAUUUUAUAAAAUUAUAAAAAAAUAUAAAAUUAAUUUUGCAAAAACAAUUCUAAAAAAAUUCUGAAACGAAUCAAAAACAUUAAAAAUUAAAUAAUUUUCAUCAUUCCCAAAAAUAACCACCAACAAACUGCAACUGUUCAGCCGCAAAAAAAUGUAUAGCGUGCUUUUAGGCGCUGCUCGAAAAAAACUCAAAGCCACUAACUAAUCAUACCAAUGCAUCACAAAAACUAGUUAAAAAUUGUAUAACUAUAGUUAAACACAUUGUAAAAUAUAUAAAAAAUAUAUUAUUUAUUAUAAUAAAAACAAAUUAUACAUAGAAGGGCAUUUGAAUCAAAACAAAAAACUCAAAGUAAACCAUACGGCAUAUAUGUAUGUAUGCGAGCAUAUAUAUGUCGUAAAGUAGUUAAUGAAGUCAACAAAAAGUUGUUAGCAAAAAAUUAUAAACUUCACAUGUAUUUACUAGUAUUGUAUACAAAAAUUGCUGAGCUGUCUUUUAUUAUAAAAAAGUGAUACAAAUUAAGCAAAAAUAUUAUUUAAAAAAAAUUAAGCAACAUUAAAGAAAACAAUAAUAAAAUAAAUUAAA